Messenger RNA from Oncorhynchus mykiss (rainbow trout), 2953 nucleotides. RefSeq names its product heat shock transcription factor 1 (gene hsf1). The record is from RefSeq and is a predicted model, not a curated record. NCBI's taxonomy places the organism in Eukaryota, Metazoa, Chordata, Actinopteri, Salmoniformes, Salmonidae. Gene Ontology annotation, biological process: regulation of DNA-templated transcription. Gene Ontology annotation, molecular function: DNA-binding transcription factor activity; sequence-specific DNA binding.
CCUCCCUAAUGAGGUCACAAAAUGGCGACCACCAUGCGCCUGUGCAAUGGCCUUUCUCUACGCAGUUGUUUAGAUUUGUCGAUUUGAUGGAUACUUCCACUUAUAAUAGUUUCUCAAUUAGCUAAAAAUCUUCGAAAUAUUUUUGUUUGUGUUAAGAUAAGGAUAAUUUCCAAAGAAAUUGCAUAGUUGUUACAGCAAAGAUUGCGCUGUGUUUUGGAUUUUACUUUCUCUGGAUUUCUCAUCCCUUGUUGGCUAUUUUGGGAGUUUAUCAACUUUUCAAGCGAUUCUUGUUAUUUUCGUUGAUAAUGGAGUUUCACGUUGGUGGGUCUGUUGGGGUCGUUGUCAGUGGGAAUAACGUACCUGCAUUUCUCACAAAACUUUGGACUCUUGUUGAGGAUCCUGACACCGAUCCUCUAAUCUGCUGGAGCCCAAAUGGCAACAGCUUCCAUGUGUUUGAUCAGUGCCGAUUCUCCAAGGAGGUGCUUCCCAAGUAUUUUAAACACAAUAACAUGGCCAGCUUUGUGCGCCAGCUCAAUAUGUAUGGCUUCCGCAAAGUAGUUCACAUUGAGCAGGGCGGCCUGGUGAAGCCCGAGAAGGACGACACUGAAUUCCAGCAUCCCUACUUCCUCCGCGGACAAGAGCAUCUGCUCGAAAAUAUCAAACGGAAAGUUACCAAUGUGUCCAAUGUUAAACAUGAUGAGCUUAAGAUGAGCUCAGACGAUGUCUCAAAAAUCCUGACCAAUGUGCAGCACAUAAAGGGCAAGCAGGAGACCAUAGACUCCCAAAUCAUCGCCAUGAAGCAUGAGAAUGAAGCUCUGUGGAGGGAGGUGGCCAGCCUCAGACAGAAACACGCCCAGCAACAGAAAGUCGUCAACAAGCUCAUCCAGUUCCUAGUGACCCUGGUGCAGUCCAACAGAGUCCUGGGGAUGAAGAGAAAGAUUCCCCUGAUGCUGAAUGACAGCAGCUCCGCCCACUCCUUGCCCAAGUUCAGCAGGCAGUACUCUCUGGAACAUCUUCAGGCCUCUCUGCAGGGCUCGCCUGCUAUCUCCGCCUCAGGCGCACCAUUCACCAAUACCGGUCUCUUCACGGCAGAGCCGUCUCUUAACAACGGCCCCAUAAUCUCUGACGUCACCGACCUGGCACAGGCCAGCCCUGUGGAGGUCACUAAUGAGUGGAUAGAGGAAAGCACGAGCCCAUUGGUCCACAUAAAGGAGGAGCCGUCCAGUCCCGUGUUGGAGGAGGUCUGUCCGGCAGAGGCCGUGAUCGGUGGGGCAGGAGUCCAGGUAGACACUCCCCUGUCCCCCAUCACCUUCAUCAACUCCAUCCUGCAGGAGAGCAACGAGCCUAACGCGUCCCCUGCCCCAACGACCCCUACGGAGCAAAAGUGUCUCAGCCUCGCCUGUCUAGACAAUUCUACACAGAUGUCAGAGGUCUCUCGCCUCUUCCCCAGCCCCUCCUCGACUCUACACCUCAGACCUCACCCAGGGAGUGAGCUGAGUGACCAUUUGGACAGCAUCGACAAUGGCCUGGAAAACCUCCAGACUAUCCUAAACGCGCAGUCCAUCAAUUUCGAGUCCUCACCCCUCUUUGAAUUCUUCAGUUCUUCCCUGCCUGGCUCUGAAUUCGACUUGGAGAGCCUUGACUGUAUCCAGGACUUGCUUUCAUCAGAUUCACCCAAAGGGGCUGAGAGAAGUGACAACUGCACAGCAGGGAAGCAGCUGGUCCAGUACACCUCCCAGCCAAUGCUACUGACUGACCCACUGACCAAUGAGAAUGGCGGAGCGGACCUCCCCACUCUGCUGGAGCUGGAGGGGGACUCGUAUUUCACCCAAGACCAGGACCCUGAAGAGGACCCUACCAUCUCGCUCCUCACUACCGACUACCACACAGCAGCACCAGACAAGCCCGAACUAUCCUAAAGCAUUUUUUUUUUAUAAAGUGAUGUAUUGCAGUGUUUUGUUUUUUGUCAUUAUGUUAAUGUACAGAUGAUGAAAAAUCAACCUGUUAAAACAUGUAUUAUUAUGGUGUUCAUUAUUCUCUGAGCUAUUGAUUUUCAUUCAUUUUAAGGCUUAAACUACGUAUUGAAAGAAUUUUGCUUAGAUGAAUCAAACCAAAUGUUCGACUUACGCUACUGGCAUGGUUUAUUCAGCCCAUGGAAAGGACUUCCUGGGUUGAAUUAUCUGUGAUCUUACUGGCGGACACAAAUAAAGCUCAAUCAUAAUCAUUACUAGGUCAAGUUUUAAGCAUUGUUCACCAAGCUCCUUUAAUUAUUAAAAGUGGAAGUAUGCAGAAUAUUUGUUUUGUUAUACCAAGUGUAAAGAUCGAAUACAUUUCAAAGGUGUGUGUGUGUGUGUGGUCCACUAGACUCCACCUGAAUCAUUUCUCUCUCGUCAACUCUGUUCUUUUAGACUCACUAUCCAAGGGAUGUGGCUUGACUGUUUCAUGAGAAAAAAAAACGGUUUUUGUGUUUCUUUUUUUUAAUGUUUAGGUUCUUGCGCUUUCACUUAUUGAUAUAAGGAUUGUACCUUAAUCAUCAUUUUUUAAGUGUUUGAAUCUUUGUGCUGCACCAAUAUGUUGUUUUAUUCACAUUAGAUGCAGGAAGUGUUUUCUUUGACAUUUUCCCUUGCAUAAUUCAUAAUGGAAUGCUGUUGGUAUUUCAGCACCUUAUAGUUCUACUUUCGUAUCUAAGAUGGUUUCAUUUUAUUACUUGUUGUUUAAAGAACCAUACAUUAAUUUAUUUUAGACAGAGUUCUCCAAAACACCAAAUACUACUUACUCUAGCCCUCAGAAGUGUCAAUGUUCACAUGCACAUAGUCUGGAUGACAAAAUCAUAUUGAUUUUUUUAAUACUAUAAUGAAACAUUGAGUAUUGAAUGGCAAUUCAUAUUUUUUUCUUUAAGCAUUUUUUCUUAAAGACUAGAUGACCAACUGUCAAUAAAAUAUUACACGUCAGA